AUGCCAUGUUACAGGUGCUGCCGCGACGACGAUGUCUGCAGAUUCAGCCUGACGCGGAAACGACACGUCUUGAGGGGCGCAGUCCACAAACAGACAGACCAGAUCUUGUAUGACAACGAAUCCUUCAAGGCCGGCGUCGUGGAACUGUACAAGCGCGUCAUCUCCGGGAGAGGACUCGAGGACAGCGUCCACGACGUUCAGGUCAACACGAACAUCACUACCAUCCUUGAUAGCGUCGGCGUCCUCGGGCAGGACAAAGAUGCUGCCUCCACCGCCUACGUUUUCCCUGGCAUCUUAGAGUCUCGGGCAGAGUCGCUUCCCACCCUCAAAAGACUGAUACAACCCGCCAUCACACCGGAUUCGAACGUAUCAGAGGAGCCAUCGCGUUUGAUGCCCUCCGCAAAUUUGUUUCCCCAAGCUGCUUCGAGGAGUCGGACCUUUACAUAUCAUUCACCAGGCUCAGCAGCCGCAAUGACGAAACCUAGACCAUCAGCUUCCUUCGAGCCAACGGCACGUCUAACAAACCUCAAUGACGGUACAGCGCAUACCUCGAUCUACCCGCCGCCAUCCUCACCAUGGUUGCGACCGGCGUGUGGUCCACCGAUCCCAGACUAUAUGCCACCGACAUGUGGUCCACCGAUUACAGACUUAGUCUAUAGUAUGAGCGACGCGCCUACCACGUCUGGAUGGGUCAGACCAGAUUCGGGCGGCGGUGGUGGUAGCGAAAGAGGUCCUCCUCCUGCGCCUAUGGUCACGGGGAGCCACCACUACCCCUAUUACACAGCGACGCUAUGGCCGCAAGAUUUCCAAGGUCAGGAAUAUCCUCCUCAGUGGGAAUGGCCAUUUCCUUCAUCCCAACCCUAA
Messenger RNA from Cladophialophora yegresii CBS 114405, 864 nucleotides. RefSeq lists its product as uncharacterized. The transcript has a single exon. Bases 1 to 864 code for a protein of 287 amino acids. The record is from RefSeq and is a predicted model, not a curated record. NCBI's taxonomy places the organism in Eukaryota, Fungi, Ascomycota, Eurotiomycetes, Chaetothyriales, Herpotrichiellaceae.